UAUACCUAACAGUUCCCUGAAAAUGGAGCUGUCUCAGAAUGUAGUCUUUAUUGUUCUACUAAGCUUUUCAUGCGAGGGGUUAGACUGGGAACCUGACAGAAAUUUCAUUUCAGCUGCUGGUCCUCUAACUAAUGAUUUGCUGCACAACCCAAGCUAUCCACUGGGAAACCAGAGUUUGAAUUUUGUAGUUGGGGACAAGGACAUUUAUGUUUGUCACCAGCCACUGCCCUCUUUCCUGCCAGAAUACUUCAGCAAUCUUCAUGCCAGUAAGAUCACCCAUUAUAAAGUAUUUCUGUCAUGGGCACAACUUCUCCCAUCAGGAAGCUCCAAGAAUCCAGAUGAGAAAACAGUGCAUUGCUACCGACAACUCCUCAAGGCCCUCAGGACUUCGAAGCUUGAGCCCAUGGUUGUGCUGCACCACCAGACCCUACCCACCAGCCCUGUGCAGAGAAACGAAGGCUUUGCUGAUCUCUUUGCUGACUAUGCCACAUUUGCCUUCCACUCCUUUGGGGACCUAGUUGGGAUCUGGUUCACCUUUAGUAACUUGGAGAAAGUAAUGAUGGAUCUUCCUCACCAGGAAUCAAGAGCUUCGCGUCUCCAGACUGUCACUGAUGCCCACAAAAAGGCCUAUAAUAUUUACCAUGAAAAAUAUGCUUCUCAGGGCGGAAAGCUCUCUGUGGUCCUAAGAGUGGAAGAGAUCUCGGAGCUCCUGCUAGAACCAUCCACAUCUGCACUUGGCAAGGACUCCGUUGAUUUCCUAUCUCUUGAUUUGUCUUAUGAAUGCCAAAGUGUGGAGAGUCUACCACAGAAGUUGAAUAUAUUGCAGACCAUUGAACCAAAAGUGAAAGUUUUUAUCUUCACCCUAAAACUUCAGGACUGUCCCUCUACCAGGAAGAGUCCUGCCAGUCUGCUUUUUAGCCUUCUGGAAGCCAUAAAUAAAGACCAAGUGCUCACCAUUGGGUUUGAUGUUAAUGAGCUCCUGACCUGCUCAUCAAGUUCCAAGAAAAGCGUAUCUUGUUCUCUGACUGAAAGCCUGGCCCUUCAGACCGACCAGCAUCAGGACCAAGAGAUGGCAGUUGGGUCCUUGUACUCAGGCUCAGCCUACCAGAGAGUCUGGGAAACCUUUGCUAACCAGUCCCGGGCAGAAAGAGAUGCCUUCCUGCAGGAUGUUUUUCCAGAAGGCUUCCUCUGGGGUGUCUCCACAGGAGCCUUUAAUGUGGAAGGAGGCUGGGCUGAGGGUGGGAGAGGGGCUAGCAUUUGGGACCAAUACGGGCACCUGAAUGCCAUCAAUGGCCAGGCAACACCAAAGGUGGUCAGUGAUAGUUACCACAAGCCAGUCUCUGAUGUCGCCUUGCUCCGUGGCCUCCGGGCUCAAGUGUACAAGUUCUCCAUUUCCUGGUCCCGGAUCUUCCCCACUGGGCACAGGACCAGCCCCAACCUCCAAGGGGUUGCCUACUACAAUAAGCUGAUUGACAGCCUGCUGGACUCUGGGAUCGAGCCCAUGGUAACACUGUUCCACUGGGACCUGCCUCAGGCCCUGCAGGAUCACGGCGGAUGGCAGAAUGAGAGAGUGGUGGAUGCCUUCCUGGAUUAUGCCGCCUUCUGCUUCUCUACUUUUGGGGACCGUGUGAAGUUGUGGGUGACCUUCCACGAGCCAUGGGUGAUAAGCUAUGCAGGCUAUGGCACCGGCCAACAUGCUCCGGGCAUUUCUGACCCAGGAGUAGCCUCUUUUAAGGUGGCUCACUCGAUCCUCAAGGCUCACGCCAGAACCUGGCACCACUACGACCGUCAGCAUCGCCUGCAGCAGCAGGGGCGUGUGGGCAUAGUGCUGAACUCACACUGGGCAGAGCCCCUGUCUCCAGAGAGACCUGAGGACCUGAUAGCCUCUGAGCGCUUCUUGCACUUCAUGCUGGGCUGGUUUGCACACCCCAUCUUUGUGGAUGGAGACUACCCUGCCACUCUGAAGGCUCAGAUUCAACAGAUAAACAAACAGUGUCCCCAGCCUAUGGCCCAGCUCCCUGAAUUCACCGAGGCCGAGAAGCAGCUCCUAAAGGGCUCUGCCGACUUUCUGGGCCUGUCACAUUACACCUCCCGCCUCAUCAGCAAGGCCCAACAAGUCACCUGCAUCCCCAGCUAUGAUAAUAUCGGAGGUUUCUCCCAACAUGUGGACCCUGCAUGGCCCCAAACUUCCUCUCCUUGGAUUCGCAUAGUGCCCUGGGGUAUAAGGAGGCUGUUGCGGUUUGUGUCCCUGGAAUACACGAGAGGAAGAGUUCCCAUCUACCUGGCUGGGAAUGGCAUGCCCAUAGGAGAGAAUGAAGAUCUCUUUGAUGAUUCUUUGAGAGUGGAUUACUUCAACCAGUAUAUCAAUGAGGUGCUCAAGGCCAUCAAGGAGGAUGCAGUGGAUGUCCGUUCUUAUAUUGCUCGUUCCUUCCUCGAUGGCUUUGAAGGCUCCUCUGGUUACAGCCAGAGAUUCGGGCUGUACCAUGUCGAUUUUAAUGACAGCAGCAAACCAAGGACUCCCAGGAAAUCAGCUUACUUUUUCACCAGCGUCAUUGAAAAAAAUGGUUUCCUCGCCCCAGUAGUAAGAAGACUGCCUCCUUCUAAAACAGCAGACUUCCCCUCCAAGGCCAAAGCUUUCACUUUUCCAUCUGAGGUGCCCUCCAAGGCUAAAGUAGUUUGGGAAAAGUUCUCCAAACAACCUAAGUUUGAAAGAGACUUGUUCUAUCAUGGCACCUUCCGGGAUGACUUUCUGUGGGGCGUGUCCUCUUCAGCCUAUCAAAUCGAAGGAGCUUGGGAUGCUGAUGGCAAAGGCCCCAGCAUUUGGGAUAACUUUACUCAUACUCCAGGGAACAAUGUGAAAGACAAUGCCAAUGGAGACAUAGCCUGUGACAGUUAUAACAAACUGGAUGCGGAUCUGAAUAUGCUUCGAACUUUGAAGGUGAAGGCCUAUCGCUUCUCCAUCUCCUGGUCUCGGAUUUUCCCAACUGGGAGAAUCGACUCUGUCAACGCUCAUGGUGUCAAUUACUACAACAGGCUGAUCGAUGGUUUGGUAGCAAGCAACAUCUCUCCCAUGGUAACACUGUUUCACUGGGACCUGCCCCAGGCCCUCCAGGAUAUUGGAGGCUGGGAGAAUCCGUCCUUGAUUGAGUUGUUUGACAGCUAUGCAGACUUCUGUUUCCAGACAUUCGGUGACAGAGUCAAAUUCUGGAUGACCUUUAAUGAGCCCACGUUCCAGGCAUGGUUGGGUUACGGCAUAGGAGAAUUUCCCCCGAAUGUGCAGGACCCAGGAUGGACACCUUACAGGGUUGCCCAUGCAGUCAUCAAAGCUCACGCCAGAGUCUAUCACACUUACGAUGAGAAAUACCGGCAGGAGCAGAAGGGGGUCAUCUCACUGAGCCUUAGUGCACACUGGGCAGAACCCAAGUCACUAGGGAUCCCAAGAGAUGUAGAAGCAGCUGACCGAAUGCUACAGUUCUCCCUGGGCUGGUUUGCCCAUCCCAUUUUUAGGAACGGAGACUAUCCCGAUGCCAUGAAGUGGAAAGUGGGGAAUAGGAGUGAACUACAACACUUGGCCAGCUCCCGCCUGCCCAGCUUCACCGAGGAGGAGAAGGCAUACAUCAGGGGUACGGCCGAUGUCUUCUGCCUCAACACCUACUCGUCCAAAAUCGUGCAGCACAAAACAACCAGGCUAGACCCACCCUCCUACGAAGAUGACCAGGAGAUCACCGAGGAGGUGGACCCUUCAUGGACUGCCACGGCAAUGAACCCAGCCGUGCCCUGGGGGACACGGAGACUGCUGAAUUGGAUCAAGGAAGAAUAUGGUGAUAUACCCAUUUACAUCACAGAAAAUGGAGUGGGGCUGUCAAAUCCAGCAGUGGAAGACACCGAUAGGAUAUUUUACCACAAAACCUAUAUCAAUGAAGCUUUGAAAGCCUACAGGCUGGAUGGCGUAGACCUUCGAGGGUAUUCUGUCUGGUCUCUGAUGGACAACUUUGAGUGGCUGUUUGGCUACACAGUCAAAUUCGGACUGUACCACGUUGACUUCAAUGACACGAACAGGCUUCGCACAGCAAGAGCCUCAGCCAAGUACUACACAGAGGUCAUUACCAACAAUGGCAUGCCACUGCCCAAAGAGGAUGAAUUCCUAUACGGACAGUUUCCAGAGGGCUUCAUCUGGAGUACAGCAUCUGCUGCGUAUCAGAUCGAAGGUGCAUGGAGAGCAGAUGGCAAAGGACUUAGUAUUUGGGACACAUUUUCUCACACACCACUGAAGAUUGAGAAUGAUGACAAUGGAGAUGUGGCCUGUGACAGUUAUCACAAGAUUGCUGAGGAUGUGGUCGCCCUGAAGAAUCUGGGUGUAUCCCACUAUCGUUUUUCUAUAUCCUGGACUCGCAUCCUCCCUGAUGGAACCACCAAGUACAUCAAUGAAGCAGGCCUGAACUACUAUGAGCGGCUAAUUGAUGCACUGCUGGCUGCCAACAUCCAGCCCCAGGUGACCCUGUACCACUGGGACCUGCCUCAGGCGCUUCAAGAUGUUGGAGGCUGGCAGAAUGAGACCAUUGUGCAGCGGUUUAAGGAGUAUGCAGAUGUGCUUUUCCAGAGGCUGGGAGACAAGGUGAAAUUUUGGAUCACGCUGAAUGAGCCCUAUGUCAUUGCUUUCCAAGGCUAUGGCAGUGGGACAGGAGCACCAGGAAUCUCCUCUGACACUGCUCCCUACAUUGCUGGCCACAACCUAAUAAAGUCUCAUUCCGAGGUCUGGCAUCUGUACAAUGAUGUGUACCGCGCCCAGCAAGGUGGCAUUAUUUCCAUCACCAUCAACAGUGACUGGGCUGAGCCCAGGGACCCCUCCAACCAGGAGGAUGUGGAGGCAGCCAGAAGAUAUGUUGAGUUUAUGGGAGGCUGGUUUGCACAUCCUAUUUUCAAGAAUGGAGAUUACCAUGAUGUGAUGAAGACUCGAAUCCGUGAGAGGAGCUUGGCAGCAGGACUCAACAAGUCUCGGCUCCCAGAGUUUACUGAGAGUGAGAAGAGGAGGAUCAAUGGCACCUAUGACUUUUUUGGGUUCAAUCACUAUACCACCGUCCUAGCCUACAACCUUGAUUAUCCUCCUAACGUAUCUUCCUUGAAUGCAGACAGGGGAGUUGCCACAAUUGCCGACCCUACUUGGCCAGAAUCUGGCUCCUUCUGGCUGAAGAUGACACCUUUUGGCUUUAGAAGGAUCCUUAACUGGUUAAAGGAGGAGUACAACAAUCCUCCAAUUUAUGUAACAGAGAACGGAGUGUCCCAGAGGGAAGAGACAGACCUCAAUGACACCACAAGGAUCUACUACCUUCGCAGUUAUAUUGAUGAGGCCCUUAAAGCCGUGCAGGAUAAGGUGGACCUUCGAGGAUACACGGUUUGGAGUUUGAUGGACAACUUCGAGUGGGCCACGGGCUAUGCAGAGAGGUUUGGUGUACAUUUUGUGAACUACACUGACCCUUCUCUGCCAAGGAUCCCCAAAGCAUCAGCCAGCUUCUAUGCCUCCGUAGUUCGAUGCAAUGGCUUCCCUGACCCUGCGGCAGGACCCCACCCUUGUCUCCACCAGCCAGAAGAUGUUGGGCCCACCUUCAGCCCAGUGAGAGAGGGAGAGGAGGUCCAGUUCCUGGGGCUGACUCUCAGCAUCACGGAGGCGCAGACAGCUUUGUAUGUGCUCUUUUCUCUUAUGCUUCUUGGAGUCUGUGGCUUGGCAUUUCUGUCAUACAAAUACUGCAAACGCUCCAAGCAAGGAAAAACACCAACCCAACAGGAAUUGAGUAAAAUCUCUUCAUUCUGACAAGUCACCACUUCCCAUACUCUGCAAAGUAGGCCUUCUUUCUUGAUAUGUCUUUGCCAGCACCAAGCUCCAUAAGGUAUUGUAUUCUGCCCAUAUUGGACUUCUUCAUUAAGGCCUUCUAUACUGUCAGAGAUGACCUCAACCUUGACUGGACUUUGAGUUCCUGAUUAAAAUGGAAUUACCUGCAUCUUGCCACAGUCUUGGAAAUUCAUCUGAAUGUUAGAGUAGCUCACAGGUGGUUCUUGUGGAAAAGUGCAGAUACUGGUCUGUUGUAUCCUUGAGUUUUUGAAGAUGGAAUCAUGAGUAAAAACCGUAAAAAUCCUUUUUAGAAGAAAUCAAACCUACUGUACAGAAUAACUAUGAUAUCAUAUCGCCCUCUCCAAGUUCUCUGAGCCUUAUAAUUUUCCUCAGAAAAUAAAAAACUAUUCUAUGCA
Messenger RNA from Ictidomys tridecemlineatus (thirteen-lined ground squirrel), 6243 nucleotides. It is a transcript of the gene Lct, whose product is annotated as lactase. Gene Ontology annotation, biological process: carbohydrate metabolic process. The record is from RefSeq and is a predicted model, not a curated record. Gene Ontology annotation, molecular function: beta-glucosidase activity. Lineage: Eukaryota; Metazoa; Chordata; Mammalia; Rodentia; Sciuridae.